Rattus norvegicus (Norway rat) is the source of this 12545-nucleotide messenger RNA. NCBI's taxonomy places the organism in Eukaryota, Metazoa, Chordata, Mammalia, Rodentia, Muridae. The record is from RefSeq and is a predicted model, not a curated record.
GAGGCAGCUCGUCGCCGCGAGCGCUUCCGGGAAGUUAGCGCGUCGUGGGUAGCUUCCCUCAGCUUGCGGGAGCGCGGGCUCGAAAGCCGGACCCUGGCGGGCUCGCCAUGGACCGCGACUUGCUGCGGCAGUCGCUGGGCUGUCACGGCCCGGCGCUGCUGUCGCUGCUGCGGAGUGAGCAGCAAGACAACCCGCACUUCCGGAGCCUGCUGGGCACGACGGCCGAGCCAGCCCGCGGCGCGGCGCCGCCUCCCGGAGCCGGCAGGAAAGAGAAGAGAGUUGACAACAUUGAAAUACAAAAAUUCAUCUCUAAAAAGGCGGAUCUGCUUUUUGCCCUGUCUUGGAAACCAGACGCAUCUGUACCCUCUGAAGUACACGACGACAAUGACAAUCAUUAUGCAGUCAUGCCACCUUUAGAGCAAUUCAUGGAGAUCCCAAGCAUGGACCGGAGAGAGCUGUUCUUCCGAGAUAUUGAACGUGGUGACAUCGUGAUUGGAAGAAUUAGCUCGAUUCGGGAAUUUGGUUUUUUCAUGGUGUUGAUCUGUUUGGGAAGUGGCAUCAUGAGAGAUAUAUCUCACUUAGAAAUCACAGCUCUUUGUCCCUUAAGAGAUGUGCCUUCUCACAGUAACCAUGGAGAUCCUUUAUCAUAUUACCAAACUGGUGACAUAAUUCGAGCUGGCAUCAAGGAUAUUGACAGAUACCAUGAAAAGCUUGCAGUAUCUCUAUAUAGCUCAUCUCUUCCACCACACCUGUCCGGCAUUAAACUAGGUGUGAUUACGUCUGAAGAGCUUCCUUUGUACUACAGGAGGAGUGUUGAACUAAAUAGUAAUUCUUUGGAGUCCUAUGAAAAUAUCAUGCAGAGUUCUCUGGGAUUUGUUAAUCCAGGAGUAGUUGAAUUCCUUCUAGAGAAACUAGGAAUAGAUGAAUCUCAUCCACCAUCUUUAAUGAGAGGCCUACAAAGCAAAAAUUUCUCUGAAGAUGAUUUUGCUUCAGCAUUAAGAAAGAAGCAAUCAGCAUCUUGGGCUUUAAAAUGUGUGAAGAUUGGAGUUGAUUAUUUUAAGGUGGGGCGACAUGUGGAUGCCAUGAAUGAAUACAAUAAAGCUCUGGAAAUCGACAAGCAAAACGUGGAAGCUCUGGUAGCUCGUGGAGCAUUAUAUGCAACAAAAGGAAGUCUAAACAAAGCAAUAGAAGAUUUCGAGCUCGCAUUAGAAAACUGCCCGACUCACAGGAAUGCGAGAAAAUAUCUCUGCCAGACACUCGUAGAAAGGGGAGGGCAGUUGGAAGAAGAAGAAAAGUUUUUAAAUGCUGAAAGUUACUAUAAGAAAGCUCUGGCUUUGGAUGAGACUUUUAAAGAUGCAGAGGAUGCUUUGCAGAAACUUCAUAAAUAUAUGCAGAGAAAAACAAGCUGAAAAGGAAGAAAAGCAGAAAACAAAGAAAAUAGAAACAAGUGCAGAAAAGUUGCGUAAGCUCUUAAAAGAGGAGAAAAGGUAAACUAUAAUAUUCACUAGUUUUUUAACUUUAAAAGCAACAGAGUUGAACCCCAAGUGCCAUAUGGAGGUAAAGUAAGUAACAAAGUGUCCCAAGUGAUAAUUCUUAGCAAACAUAGGGCCACACGGUAAGAAACUCAGCAAAGGAGCUCUAAGGCUAGAAUUCUUUUUAAACAUUAUAUUAAAAUAUAGAAUAAGUUACUUUAACUCUUUCUGGGAUAGGCUUUUAGAAGAGGUUCUUAGAUACUGGUGGUUUUGUUCUGUAGUUACUGUAAGUCGUGGGAAAGUACUAGCAUGUAGUGUAUAGAGGACAUAGGAUCCUUUGUAUCAACAUGAUGCGGUGUAUAGGACAGUCUACUCUUACCUUCACUAAAGAACUGUUUGGCCCCAGAAUGUUAAUAAUGCCAAGGUGGGGGGAGGGAAGGCACAUGAAGAAACGAGGAUUAGGUAGAUAGAAAACUCAGGCUGCUUCUUGCAUGUUCAGGUAGGCAUGAACAAUGCUGGAAAGGUUACUGCAUCUCAGAAGUCCUGGAUUUGCUUAUAGUGACACCUUUCUUCGGAGGUGCUCUCAAAAGCCAUGCUUCAUAGUAAAACUUGGUGAAAUGAUUGAGACUGUUAUUAUGUCUGAAUGAUAACUUAUUUAGAACAUCUUCAAGUGACACAAAAAUAGGUUAAAAUCUUGAGGAAUAUUUGACUAAUGUUUUUGUACUUAACAUGUCUGAUGAGCCAACUAAUUUUUUUAAGGCUAAAGAAGAAAAGAAGAAAAUCAUCAUCUUCCUCUUCAAGUGUUUCUUCAGCCGAUGAAUCCAUUUCUUCUUCCUCAUCUUCUUCCUCUUCUAGCCACAAACGGCAUAAGAAAAGUAAGAGGAAUCGUUCAGAGUCUUCUCGAAGUUCAAAGAGGCACUGGUCUAAGACAUCUUCAGGCUACACAGAUCAAAGUAGGAAAGAUGAUUGCUAUCCAGUUCCAACUAAUACCUCAGCAUCUUUCCUUAAUCAAAAGCAAGAAGUGGAGAAACUUCUGGAAAAGCAGGAUAGGUUACAGUGUCCAAAUGCACAGGUGAAAGAGAAAGAGAAAGGCCUUCUCACAUCUUCAGUUGAAGUACCAGAUGAUUUGGGAGGUAGGUCAGAUUUGUACAAUAGCUACAAAACCCAGGCAGGUAGUAGCAAAACUGAAAAGCCAUAUAAAUCAGAAAAACAUUUCUCCAGUAGGAGAAAUUCCUCAGAUUGCUUCUCUAGAAAUUCAGAGGACAAGAUGAAAGCAUCUAGUUACCGAAGAUUUGAAAAGGACACAGAGGGAAGAAAAGAUCACUCUAGGAGGUGGGAGCCAAGUUCUGGGAAGUACUCUACUUCACCAGCAAGUUCAGACUAUGCUUGGAAGUCACUUGAAAAACAAAAAAAAUGCAUGUACUCUGGAUCACGGGAUGUCAGUAAACAUGAGCAAAGACACCAGUUAAAUACAAAUGAGGGAGAGCGUGCACAUGAUAAGGAGGACGGCUGUGGGGAGGGUAACAAAGCUGAGGCUCCAGAAGACAUACUAAAUAACAAAGAGCAGCCAGAAAGUAGAGUUAAGAAAAAUUUACCUCAGAAUUUACUCAAUAUAUUUAAUCAGAUAGCUGAAUUUGAGAAAGAAAAAGGAAAUAAGCCCAAAAAAUGAUCUGCUAAGGAAAUUUUCACUAGUUUUCAGAAGUUUGGAGAUCCUUUAGCCCUAACAAAUAGUUCUAAGUCUAAACUUACUUGUUGCAGAUCACAAAAGGCUGUCUUAAGUUAUCAGCCCCUUGUCAGUCAGUGUUGUGGGUAUGUAUGGAUACAGCUUUUAACUGACAAUUCAGACUUUCUCACCUGAAGCUAUUUUCUGAGCACUUUGUUUCUUCACGGUACUGUGGUUUAUGAGAAUUCUUCGGUCCGUCUUACUUCACUGUUAGAGGAAAAUAUGUUUGCAUUGAGCAGUUGGAUCGUUUUAUCAAAACCUUUUCUGUUUUUUGUUAAAGUCCUUAGCCUUUGGGGGUGGGGAAGAAUUUAUGGUUGAAUGUUUUGUAGGUAUUAUUUUCAAUCAUUUGUUUUCAGUAUUAAAAUUUUUACACCAUUUCAUUUUUUAAGUGAUAAAUUAUGACUUGACUUAAUGUCCAAGGCUUGAUGUAAAUGGUUUUUGAAUACUAUUUUCUUCGCAGCUUAACAAAAUACCAUAAGAAUAAGACCAUGAAAGUUGGUUAGUCAGAGCCUGUUUUCUUUCUCCAAUAUUAUUUUUACUUAAUGGUUAUCGUCAUAAGAAAAUCUUUAAUUUUAAACAUUGGCCUGACCCUUUGAGAAUUCUGUAUCAAACUAGAUAAUAGAAAAUAACUAUUAGUAAAAAUUGCAGCUGAGAAGAACCAUGUUAAUCUGGUUUUCUGCUGUCACAUUGCAAAGCUUGGAAAGCUAGUAGGCAUGUUUCUGAACAUCAAAUCAGUCAGGGCUGAUUUGCAGCUUUGGUUUUCUUCUUCUCUAUCAUUUUCCUCCUUUAUUGAUGCCCCUCACUGAAUCCUAGUCAAUAACCCAGAGUAAAUCCUAGGCCUCUGAGGUGGCUCAGUGGGUAAAAAUACCAACCAUGCCUGAUAACCUGAGUCCAAUCCCAAGUCCCCAUGGUAUAGGGAGAGAACUCCCCUUGACAGCCACACACCCAAACACAGUAGUACCAUGUGUGGACCUAUGCACAUAAACAGCUAAAGAGGAAAUCAUCUUUGGCUUUCAGAGAAUCUCUGAAUUACUAGAAAUUGAAUAGUAGACUCUUGGCAAUAUUAGUAAGUAUCAUUAGCUAUUGCAUUUCUGAUGCUCUUAAAUUACGAUUCUAGAAAGUAUAAAUAGCAGUAAGCUUUAAAUCUCUUAUUGGUCAUUAGAUGGAAUCCACCCUCAGACAUGCAUGAGGGAGUGGCAGAAUUAGAGGAGACUCAUUGCAUGUUUGUUUCUACCAGUAAAAUACUAAAGCUUUAAGACUGAUACAUAGUAUUUGUACCAAAUUAUAGUGAUGGAAAACUACUGCAAAAUGUAAAAUUUAUUUUACAGUACAGAAAAGAAACCUUAAGAACAAUAAAUAAUGGCGGCAGAAAUUUCAUAAUCACUUCAACAUUUGUUAUUUCACCAAGGAACUAUUAUUAGUCGUAGUAGUAUUAUUACAUGGGCUGGGGCGAAGGUGAUGAGCAUGUGUGCCACAUACGUGGACACUGGAGGAUAACUUGAAGGAAUCUCUUUUUCUGCCUAUGGGUCCUAGGAAUGAAACUUGGCUCAUUGGGCUUGACAGCAAGUACCUUUAUCCAUUGAGCCAUUUUGCUAUCCCAGCACCAAGGAACUCUUUAAGAGUAUUCUAUAUAUUAAUAUUUAAUAUAUUAAUAUUUCCAGUAUUAAAUAUAUUAAUACUUCCAGACUUAUUCCUAUAUAGCUAGGGUUUGUUGUUAAAAGAUGAAGAGCACCUCUCUGCCUUGAUCUUUGAGAAUCCCUAGUACACCUCACAGUCUUACACAUAUCACCUUCCUUAACCCUAGGAUAGUGCCUUUGAAAACUACAUCUUUCCUAGGAAUACUAAGAUAAGCAGACUACACGAAGCAUCCAGUUCCUUAGAAUAUUUAAGGAGUUGCCACAGAAAAAUAUUGGGGAUUUAAAGUUGAUUCUCAGUUCUGUCUUCAGGUGUUUCUUUCACAUUAAUAUGUCUGUAGUUUGUAUGUUCCCUAGACAGCUUUGUCUUAAUUUCCAUGAGGAGAACUGUGACUUCUGGAUGUUAAGAUACUCCAGAUCUGCACACAGGGUUCAUCUUCAUCCUUUGUCUUACCAUUUAGCAUUGAUACAUGCAGUUAGUAUAGUGGUUAAAUGUAAAAUUGGAUGCUGGCCAUUCCAGAGUAGAGUCUCCUCGUGAUUCCAUAGGUACAAGCUAACUACUUACUGUGCAGUUAACCCUGUUUCAGUGCCAGUGUGUUUUGCUUAUAUGUUACUUUAAUAAACCUGUGAUAGUUAAUUACCUCUAGAUUACAAAAAGAAAAAGCAUAGAAAAGUAAUCUCCCUCGAAACAAAACCUCUGCCUUUGUAGAACACAAAGUUUUAAUGUUUUAAGUUCUAAGCAACUUAGAAACUAAUACAUAACUGAGAAUCACAACAUUGAUAAACAAAAUGAUAAUAGGAUUGAUCAGUUUUAGAUCUUAAACAUGAUGUGCAUUUAAGCAAUGUUUGAACCAAAAAGUGCCCAGAGUUUUUCUUAGCCAUUUUACUUAUUAGACUUAACUAUAUUUCUAAAUUUAAAGUGAUCAUUAGUAAAACAGAUUUAUUUACUACCAGUGCUGCUUUUUCAGAAGUGACUGAAUAGUGGUUCUAAGACAAUCACUGUUGUAAUGAAUAUUUUCCCCAAGGUUUAAAGGAAAUGCUGAUUUAUAUACCUAAAUGGUGAUGUAUUUGAAAUCUAGCUUUAUAGUAUUAUUUCCUACUCUAGUCCCAAAAGUUCAAAGUGCUAGAAAUAAAGUAUUAGCUGGAAAAACCAAUUUUAAAUAUAGUUAUGCAAUAUCUACCUCCAGUGUAAAUUUAAUAUGUUUCCUUCUUUCAAGGUCAGAGAAGAAACAUUGUUAUGAGCUUAAGUUGCACUUUAUUUGUGCAUAUAUAGAGAUAAAUGUAUGUGUAUACACACAUAUACAGUGUCUUUUUUACUAAACUUUUUCUUGAGGGAGUGGGAAUGAUGCUGUCCUUUGGUUACAGAUUAUAACCAGUACAAACAAACAAAAAACUGGCCUUUACCAGGGUCCUCCCUCAUGCCCACCCAACCCCCAAAAAAGAUCUGAAGAAUACGGUUGUUUGCUUUUUGUUUUUUAUUUUAAAAAGUAAUUUUGUGAUCUAGAGUAAAUGGAAACUUCCUUAUUGAGCUAUAGAAUGAAUCUUUAGAAGUGUAUUAGUGAAAGAAUCUUAUAAACGUGUUACUUCAUAAAACAUUAACACUAUAGACAUGUUCUAGUGAAAAAAAAACUGAUUUCCCUCUGCUUUGUCACGUGUGGCUUGGCUAAGGUUCUGCAGUUUUCCUUCUCUAUAAAUAAAACAGUAGAAAAAAAAAAACAAACAAAAAUCUACCUUUGUUCUUUUUUCAAACAGCUUUUAUAGCCACCAUGCAGAACUUUUGUCUGGUUUGUACUUCUGGUACUAUUUUAGUAGCCUGUAUCGUUAAUAAAUGGAACCCCAGAAAAAGAGGGAGACUUAACUAUUAAUAAGGUUUUCGUUUGUCUUCAAAAUUUGUACAGAAGAUAAAAAAAAAAAAAUGUUUAUUUGUUGAGCUUUUUUCCUUUAGGGAUGUUGGAAUUGCUGCCACUACUAGACCUAGAACUAUCACUUCUUGCCGGAGGUCCUGGGAAUCUGAGCUCUAUCACUUUAGCUGUGGGUGGAGAGAUGGGAAUUGAGUCCUCCAGCGACCUGGAACAAGAAAGGAUUUUCUAUGAACUUAAUGCAAAAUGUACUUCAAAAAGACCUUUCUAUUGGCAAAAAGAAAUAUUUUUUUAAUUCCAUAAGAAAUUAAAGAACUAGGAAAGCUAUUAGUGUUAAUAAAAUUUUAAAAUAUGACCAAUUCUUUCAAAAAAAAGAAAUGAACAUAGUUUAAGUAAAUUGUUAAUUGUUUCUGUGAGAAAAAUAUUUUCAUCAGUUUCAUAGAAUUGGAAACAAUAGUUAAUAAAGUAGAAACAAAAGGAGUGGGUGCUCGAAAAAGUGAUUAAAAUGAUAGCUUUAAGUCAUUUAUGCUGAAGAGGAGAAGGGUUGGCAGGAACCAUUGUGAGAUUGUUAGACAAUAGCCAUUUGCUUCUGAAAUGGUAUGGUUUAUCAAAAGUACAGAAAAAUUUAAUACAUAAUAAACAUUACGUAGUUUAAUAUAUUUAUGUAGAAAAAAGGUUUUUAAGCUAAAAACACUGUCUUUAGGGAUCUCUUUUUUAAUGAAACAGUUACACAGACUAAUAAAAACUAGUACAUAACUUUCAACUAUAGAAGAUUAGAAAUCUUAAAAUCAGGUUUAUUAUUAAUAAAUCUAUCAACAAAGACAGAAUAUCCAUGACUUAUUCCUGGUAGAUUUUGGUUUGCAUUAAGCUAAGUAAGAUGCCGUAAAUAAACAUCUCUAAUUAGAAAAUCCAUUGUGCCUCUAACUUUACUCUUACAGUUUAAAAAGACUUAAAUUUUCCUAGAGUAAGAGUUUGCCCAAAAUGUUUGCUAUAUCACCCCGGUUUUCACCCAAUCUUGUUCCCACAGUGAAUGUGUCAUAAUAGAAAUAUUGGCAGCUGCAGGUGGCUUGCAGUACUGUUAUCUGUGUAGUGCGAUUGCUGAAGGUGAGUGACGGGUGGGUAGGUAGCGUGCUGGCCAGUAGCAGCUGUGAGCUUGAGGACCAGUUCCCCCUUACCUGAUUGAGGAAAGUGAGGACUGGGAAGACGAUCUUGAGCUUGGGCCUUUUGCUGUAGGUAGUUCUAACCCAUUCUGAAAGAAUAUUUCAGCCAUUAGUCCCAUGCACUUUAGAAGAAAGUUGAUACACAGAUUUACUAUAUUAGUACCUGCUGAAAAUAUGUUUGAAAGAUGACAUGAAUUUCUGCAUUUUCCAUGGCAUUAACUAGCAUUUGGUCAAUGUCCUUGUGAAACUGUAUGAUUUCACGGAGCUGAAUGUCUUGUUCUUCUAGAGUUUCAUCAUUUGUUUGUCUCAAAAUGCGGAUUUCUCUUCUGAGUCUUCCACACUGUUAGUAAAUAAGCCAAGUAUUACAUAAAACUACUUUCCAUGACUUAAGAAAAGUGGGGUCUGAGUCCAUUUGGUACUUGAAAGGUGUGAGUAUUAGGGUCAGCUUUGAGAGGUCGUCAGCACCUGCUUAGUUACUCGCUGUAUUUUCGGCUUCUGCUCUUCAGUCUCCUUACGAAGUUGAAAUGAGAGGGUUUGCUUCUCUGAUAAUUUCUCUCUGGCAUUAUUUGCUAAGUGUUCUAUAACUUCAAAAGUAUUCUCCAUGCUCUGUAGAAAAUAGUGUCAACACACUCAUGGUCAGAAUUAAAAAAUGACUCAUUGCUUGCCAUUUGCCAGCUGUUUGCUCAAUUUGAAUAUUUGGUCUUCUUAUUCAUAUACUAUAUUUACUGUAUUAGUGGCUAAGGAAUACAGAGGUCCUGUGAAUUAGUUGUGAAUAUCAUUCUCCUGGGAACUUUUUAUAGCACUUGGAGAAAUAGAAACAAUUACUUGAAAUUAUCCAUAUUUUAAAGAUUCAUAAUUUGUUAUCAGUUUGUUCCCUUAGCUAGGCUCUACUUACCAAAGCACAUUCUUCUACCUUUCAGUGGUUUGCUUUAGUGGCUACUUUCACUAGAUUUUCUGUUUUAAACUUUGUUUUUAAAAACUGAAUGUGAUCUUUAAGGAAUUCAGUGAGGUCACUAAAAUAACUAGUGGAUGUCGUUAAUUGUCUAGCUGUGGUUCGUAACUAAUAAAAUUAUUACCUCCCAGCCAUAGAAUAUUAACUGAUUUGCUUUACAUUUUUCUUUGCUUGUUUUUCUGUAAAUGAGGUUGUGUUUCUCAUGGCCUACUUCUCUAAAGAUGCUUUUUGUACAAGAUUAAGUAGUAAUAAUGGUAGUUGACCUUUAUUUAGGGUUUACUACUAAAAAGUCUGUAGAAAUCACCUGGAUAUCUUCUUGAAGUUCUCUGAUUUGUCUUUGUUUGCAUCUGUAUUUCUCAUCUGCGCUUCUUUUUUGUUCUUCUAGUUGAAUUUUUAUUCCGUACUCAUCACCUACAAGAGAAUUUUAAUUUCCAAUGUAGUAUAUGGAAAGCUACCUGAAAGUAAUGACAAGUAAAGCUCUAACAUGUUACAUGUCUUAGAGCCUCAUGAGAAACACAGUAUAGACAUGUAGGAGCCAUUUCUUAGUAUAUAGCACCAGUGUAUAUUUCCCAGAUUCAAAGCAAAUUCCCCGAAGGGAUAUGCUGUAGUCCAACAGAACUAAUAAUGUAAAUAACAUUUCAUAGUGAUUAAAGAGGAAAGAGCAUAAUAUUUCUUCAGGCCCAAUCAUAGCACACUUUUAUUCUCCCAAGAAUCAACGUUUCUCCUCUACAUUUAUUUAACUGUAGUCGUCAUCAUAUUUGUUAGAAUGGCUGCUACGUACUUGACGGCGUCACUUUUUUGAAAGAUUGCUUGUAAUUGUUGUUGCAGCUGCUCAGAACUUGCAAGGUGUUCUGCAGAGCAUAGAUUUCUUUUUCAGCUUUGCUGAUCUUAGCGUCCAAGCUGUCACCUUCCCUUUGAAGUUCUUCUUUUUCUUGAGCAGCCUAAAUACAGAACAGAGCUAAAUAAUUUAUCAUAGGGCAUACUGCCUAAAGCAGAGAAUAACUAAUUCACAGCAGUCUCUGCUUACCUUAGGGCCUUCACAUGCUUCCCAGGCAUUUACUUCUUAUACUCUUUUUUUUCAUACACAAGACCAAACAAAUUCUUAGGCUUUAAAAUUACAGCACAUAUAUAGGAUACAAAACCAUGGUGGAAGUGUAGCUAACAUAAAACAUACCAGGAGGAAGGUGUGUUGGGGGAGGAGGGGUUGGAGGCGAAUUGAAGGGAGCUAAGCAGCUACCAGAUCUCUGGAAGAUAGAUGGGGUGACUCAAACGAUCUUGAACUCUAAGAAUGUUUGGGUCUGAGAGAGGUUUGAGAACCCAAUUCUUACUUGAUUCAGAAAAGGAUAAAAAGUAACCAGAGUAUAUCAAGCAAGGAAAGCAGUGUGAGUCUGUUUUCUAAUAUAUUUUAUCACAAUUUAAAAGAGAACCUUUGGGCUGGAGAGAUGGCUCAGCAGUUAAGAAUAUUUGAUGCUCCUCCAGAGAACCAAGUCUGGUUCCCAAUUCCCACAUCAGGUAGCUUACAUCCACCCUUAACUCCAGUUCCAAGAGCUCUGACAUCUCUGACCUUGGGCAUCUGCACUCAUGUGUAGACACACAGGUAAGGAAAAAAUAAUAAUUUUGAAGAUAACUGUACAAAUGAUGGUAGUACUUGUAAUAAAUGUACUAGAAAACAUGAAGUCCUUUAAAUUGCUUAAAUAUCAAAAUUUCCUAUACGAUGAGCUUACCAAAGUAAGAUUUUACUGUUUCAAAACAAGUUUCACAUACUUUUGUAACAAAUAUUCCUCUGUUACCUGUUAUUGUGACAAAACACUUGACAUAAAGAAGUAAGCCUGCAUUUUUACCCAAUAUCAGGCUUCUAUCUCAUCACUUGUUCCUGUUUCUGGGCUCUAAAAAGCCUUAGCUGCUAGCCAGGAAGCAAAGAAGGGACAAGAUAAGUCUUCCCAAGGAAUGCCUCCAAUUUCCUCUAACUAGGCCCCAGCAUCUCGCAAUAAUACAAUUAAAUAUCAGUGGAUGAAUUCACUGAUGAGAUUCGUAUCCUCGGGAGCCAGUUAUUUCCCCCUAAAAAAAUCUUAUCAGCUGACAACUGAACCUUUAACACAUUUAUAUAAUAAACCCACAAAGAAAUGAUACAUGAAAUGUGAUUACCCCUAAUUUAAAUGUAUACAUCUAUGGAAAUAGCAAUAGCAUAGAAAUACAUGUAAUUUGUAUGUCAAUUAUAGCUAAAACAAAAUAAAAAUCAGAUCUGCUGCUAUUUCUAUUGAAUAAAAUAGUGUGGGAGCAGACUGGGAUGAGUGAAACAGAUUGUGACAGUUAAGUAACUUCAAUGAAUGUCACUCCUCAGUUCAUUCUUAAUUUGUUCAUCUGUAUAAAUUUCUGACUUAAUUGUAGGUGUGCCUUUAAGUUCUAAAAUGAUCGUUCCCUCUGUUGGUAAAAAAAAGAUUACAUAUAUAGUACAUUUAUAUUUAUAGUACAGAUGUAUAUAUACACAUAUAUGUAUGCUUAUAGUACAUUUUAUAAAGAUAUAUUUAGUACAUUUUAUUUGGAGUUGGGAAAAUUGGGAUUUUGAAAUAGUUACAACUUUUUAAUAUCUCACAGCUUUUUAAAAUACCUUUAUUGGGCAGUAUCACUCAAAUUUGGUCAGAAUAAGGCUGUAGGCUUAUAAAGACUUAAGUGUCUUGGGAAUGAAAUGUGAAGAAUACUAGCUGUUAUUCCACUUUUACUUUUAAGCAGAAUCACACACUAAAGCUGAACCAUGGAAAACACCCUGGUAUGUUGGACACGUAAGCCAAAGGCUAUUGCAGGACCAACACCAGGAGUUACUGUGGCCAUAAAAGAGGUGUGCUGAGGUCCUAACAUCUAGUAAGGUGGUGUAACCACAUUCAGAAGCCAGGUCUUUGCAGAUGUCAAGAUGAUGUCACUGGUGGGCCUCAGUACAUCUUUACAAAAAAAGGACACUACUGUUUGCCGCUUCUAACCAUGGAUAAUUUCUGUUAAAAUCUAGACUUAGUGACAGAGAAAUAACCUGGUUUGGAUAUUUGAGAUGUGAAGUGUGAAUAUAUAUUUUAGUGUAUAUUGAAUGAAUAAAUAUGUCUCAUACAAUCAGAUUUGUAGCAGGUAAAUGUUACCUUUAUUACAUAAUAGGACUGUGUUUUCUCCUCUUCUCCCUCAGGAGGCAGCAUGACAACAGUAAGAAUUUCAUAUCUGUUCUUAAGCUUAUCAAUUUUACUUAGCCGCUCAUGAAAUUCAGAACUAAUGUGAAAAGAAAUUAAAAAUUAGUAGGUGUUUUUAUUGAAGACCUUUGGACUCAUAUUAUUAUUGUACUCAAACAGAUUAAAGUGCUCUCCUGUUUUAAUGAUCCUGUGUGUGGAUCUCAGAGUUUACCCUACUUGAACAAGCUAGCUUGUCAUAGUUCCAGAGAUUCUAACAGAAGACAUGAGAGACUAUUAUAACAGAGAUGAAGGAUGUUACCAUUCCUGACACAGGAGAAGAUACAAGCUUCCUGUCUACAUGGCUUGCUCCACGUCUCACGAGAGCAAGAAGGGGAUUAGGUAGAUACUUCACAAACAGUAGGUCUAUGUUACAAUUAAGAAACCCCAAAUAUUUUCAAGUGGUAAAUAAGCAGAUAUACCUAACUUUUGCUUUAGAGGGAACUAUGACCUCUGCCUUUCUAUUCAAACAGUACAAUGGGAGUUAGUACAUCUCUUUACAAGACAUUAAAAUAAAAUUCAUAGAGGAUUUACCAACA